This is a messenger RNA of Oreochromis niloticus (Nile tilapia), 3853 nucleotides long. It is a transcript of the gene nadka, whose product is annotated as NAD kinase a. The transcript has 12 exons. NCBI's taxonomy places the organism in Eukaryota, Metazoa, Chordata, Actinopteri, Cichliformes, Cichlidae. Gene Ontology annotation, biological process: NAD+ metabolic process; NADP+ biosynthetic process. The coding region runs from base 311 to 1606 and encodes 431 amino acids. The record is from RefSeq and is a predicted model, not a curated record. Gene Ontology annotation, molecular function: NAD+ kinase activity.
CAGCUGGAUGAUGUGACGCUCUGUGAUCGGGACGGCUAACUGCUAGCUUAGCUUGGGAACUAGCUUAGUUGCCUAACCGGGAAUAUUUCUCCAUCUGUGGUCGCCACCAUUCAUCCGCUUAUACAGUUAGGCAAGUCGGUGGAGGUGCUGUUGUAGAUCACACGGGACAGUUAGACCAUUAGAAAAGUGAUAAAUCACAAAGCGAGCAAAGGCUAGGCUGUUAGGCGCAAGAUAAAUAUUAACCCGUGUAAGCUAGGUUGCAUCUUUUUCUCUAGCUGGCUGACGUUUACCUCCAGCCUGGCUGUGUGAGAUGGAGGGCGGAAAGGACGUGCGAGUGGAAUCGGCCCCAUACUGCUGCUCCACCUGUGAUGGAGGGGAGGUGCCUGCCCGCAACCUGAUUCGAAGAAGCAGAAAAGUCCGCAGCUUGAGCACCUCCUCAGCCAGCACCUCCUUUGAGUACAGGAGGACUCAAUCACUUCAUGGACCAAGUCCUGUGACGACAUUCGGCCCCAAGGCAUGCAUGCUCCAGAACCCACAUGCAGUAAUGCACAUUCAGGAUCCCGCCAGCCAGAGGCUGACGUGGAACAAACCACCAAAAAGUGUCCUUGUCAUCAAGAAGAUCCGAGAUGCCAGUCUGCUACAGCCUUUCAAAGAGCUCUGCAUGUUCCUCACUGAGGGGAAAAACAUGAUUGUUUACGUGGAAAAGAAAGUCCUGGAGGACCCAGCCAUUUCAGGCGAUGAAAACUUUGCGGCUGUUACAAAGAAAUUCUGCACUUUCAGAGAAGAUCUCGACGACAUCUCCAACCGUGUAGACUUUAUCAUCUGUCUCGGUGGAGAUGGAACUUUGCUGUACGCAUCUUCGCUCUUCCAGGAGAGCGUUCCACCAGUCAUGGCCUUCCACCUGGGUUCCCUGGGCUUUCUGACCCCUUUCAAAUUUGACAUGUACCAGUCUCAGGUCAACCAAAUUAUUGAAGGUAACACUGCCAUUGUCUUAAGAAGUCGCUUGAAAGUGCGGGUGCUCAAAGAGAACUGGGAGAAGAAGGCCAGGGUGGACGAGAAGGGGAUCAUUUUGACCAACGGGGACAUCGAAAGUAGCCGCAAAGCCAUGCAGUAUCAGGUACUGAAUGAGGUGGUGGUGGACCGAGGACCCUCCUCCUAUCUCUCCAACGUAGACCUGUUCCUGGAUGGACACCUCAUUACUACAGUGCAGGGAGAUGGUGUGAUAGUCUCCACACCUACAGGCAGCACAGCAUACGCAGUAGCAGCAGGAGCUUCCAUGAUCCAUCCCAACGUCCCGGCCAUCAUGAUCACCCCCAUCUGCCCGCACUCUCUCUCCUUCAGACCCAUCGUGGUGCCGGCCGGAGUUGAGCUCAAGAUAAUGCUCUCACGUGAUGCCAGAAACACAGCAUGGGUGUCGUUUGAUGGACGAAAGAGACAAGAGAUCUGCCACGGGGACAGUAUUACCAUCACCACUUCCUGCUUCCCCGUUCCAUCGAUCUGCUUCCGGGACCCGGUUAAUGACUGGUUCGAGAGCCUGGCCGAGUGCUUGCACUGGAACGUGAGGAAGAAGCAGAACUACCUCAGCUCAGAGGAUGAGGAAUUCUGAGGCCUUUUCCGAGGUCUCCUCAAAGUCUUGGUUUUAGCUUGACCGUUCUCUGUGCCAUUUUUUUUUUUCUUUUUUUUUUUUCAUCUUUUAUGGAUAGAAGGUCUCAAAAAAAUCUGUUAUAAUAGUUUUCAGUAAAAUGAGGUUGCUACAGCCCCUCAUUUCAUCCACCUUCACAGCAAGUUUUAGUUCCCCCACCCCCUCACAAACACAGCUUUCUUUUGAUUGGCUGUGCUUUGUAAACAGAAGGUUAGGGAUUCUCUGUUCUCACUGACAUCAUAAAUACCGAAGACUAGAAGGAAUAAAAUGAUCUGGGACCGAGCAUUUAGAGCAGUUUGAAGCCUGAGCUCUACCAGUGUACCACUGUGCAUAUAUGAUAGGAAAUAAGGACAAGUAUACAAGGUAUCUUUAAUUAAAAAAACAAACAAAAAAAUUGCUUAUACUAAGUCCUGCUUUCUAAAAUAUUGUUUCGUCAUUCUUUUUUUUUUAUAGUAAGUGUGUUUUUGGUAAACAUUUCCUUCACGACAGUAAAAAGCUAAACUCCUGUAAAGACUGCAAUUGGCUGAAAUGUGGACGCUGCAACAUGCCCGUAAGAUUCAAAAUAUGACUUUAAUAAAUUAAAAAACUGAACGUUUUUUACAAGCAUUAGUUGAAGAAAAUUAAACCAAAUCAAUAUAUUUUUUUCUUUAUGAACUAUGAAGCAUUAAUACAAUCUCCCAAAUGUUCCCACUGGACGUUCGGUAUGUAAGAUUUUUAAAAUGAUGGAUUUUUGAAUGGAGUUUGGUUCCACUAUUACUCCAGGAUCUGAAUGCUGUGAAAACCUCUCCUUACUUGAAGUUAAAACUUCAGCUUGUUAACAAAGUGUUUUGACUAGUAAGGAAAAGGAAACGCAACACUUGAAGUGAUCUUGUACUGAAACUUUAAAAGGUCAGUUGUGGUUAUCAGAUGGUGGUUAUCAGAUGGUGGUUAUCAGAUGUGUCGUAGCACUUUUUAAUCAGAUGGCAGGGUAAAAGCUAGCGCUCUCGGUAGGGGUGACGGCAGAGUUGCACUUUCCAGGAAAGAUUCGACUCUGGUAAAAAAAAAAAAAUGGAUGUAAUGCUAUCAAUGAAAGGCAAAUGUUGUUUUUAGAGUUUUUUUUUUUUUUUUUUUUUUUUAGUUGCGUCUCUUGGAGGAGCAGAUUUAAGUACAUCUACCUAGCAACAGCAACAUAACAUUACAGACUGUGCCUUAAACACUGGUAUCAUUCAUAUAGAGAAAUAAUAUUUUUCAAGGUUUACACCACACUUUUUUUUUUUUUUUUUUAAAUCACACAUUUGCACAGAUUUGUGUUUUUGUGCAUUCUCAUUGUUACCACAUUGUGACUGUUUGUCUACGCUGUCCGCAGCACUUGAUUGUCACUCGUUUGUCAUUUAUUACAUUGUGUAAUAUCUCUACUAUCAACCACGGGGUGAACACUAGGAGGCGGUAUCCAUUCCAGGCUAAGAGAACACAGAUUGGAAGUCUUCAUAUUUCAUACUUUGUAUUUUUAAAGUCUGCUUUUUAAAAUGUGCUUUAAGCCAUAGUAUAUUUUAUAGACCAAUGUCUGUGGGCUGUGGGUGGUUUAAUGGUGUGAGACUUUGGAUCUGUUCUUAUCAGUUUACCCCUGUGCUGCCUUUCGUGAUUACUUCGAGGUGGCCUGCCUUACAUGUCUGUUCGGGCUUAGUGCCCUGAUGUUAAUAUAUAUAUGUUGUGAAUUGGCUCAACAAACUGUGUCAGGGUGAAAAGAUGAUUAGUUUUCAUCUGUAACGCUAAACAAAAACCACCCGAGCACUAAAAGCUAAUCAUUCCUUGAGCUUUUGAGUAUGUAUAUAAAUGUAAUGUUUGAAUAAGAUGUAUUUUGUAAAGUUCACGUGUUUAUUAACAGUUUAUAAUGUAUUACUAAUGGAUAAUAAAUCUAUUUAGUACUUUCUUUUUUUUUUAAUGUUUUUCGGAUGUAAAUUCUGUUUCACCGAUGAAGACCAAUCUGCUUUUAGUAGUUCUGCUCAUCCAACUGAAUUUCUAACACGGUGUCAUUGGACAGAAGUACAAACAGAGCUAAAGAUCUCUAUAAAUGCAUUCCAGGACAAAGUGAAUAAUCUCAUUUCUGACGUGGACAGUGACAGAAUUAUUUCAAAUGUUGGUCUAAUCUCAGUUUAAAAACACACACGCGCGAAGUUCAGUAAGAUAACCAGGCUUUGACGACUCUUCUGUGAAGCAUUGUCAACUCUCAAA